CAUGGGAAAGAACAAACACCUUCAUCCAAGUCUUAUUCUCCUCCUUUUGGUCUUCCUGCCUACAAAUGUCUCAGCCUCUGGAAAACCGCACUAUAUGGUGCUGGUCCCCUCCCUGCUCCACUCUGGGGCCAUCGAGAAGGGCUGCCUCCUUCUGAGCCACCUGAAUGAGACAGUGACUGUAAGUGCUUCCUUGGAGUCUCUCAGGGAGAACAAAAGCCUCUUCGCUGACCAAGUGGCAGAAAAGGACUUAUUUCAAUGUGUCUCCUUCACUGUCCCAGAAUCUUCAUCCAAUGAGGAGGUAAUGUUCCUCACUGUCCAAGUGAAAGGACCAACCCAAGAAUUCAGGAAGCGGACCACAGUAGUGAUUAAAAACAAAGAGAAUCUGGUCUUUGUCCAGACAGACAAACCCAUCUACAAACCAGGGCAGACAGUGAAGUUUCGUGUUGUCAUGUUGGAUGAAAAUUUUCACCCCCUGAAUGAGUUGAUUCCACUCGUAUACAUUCAGGACCCCAAAGGAAAUCGCAUCAUGCAAUGGCAGAAUCUCAAGUUAGAGAGUGGCCUCAAGCAAUUGAAGUUCUCCCUCUCAUCAGAGCCCUUUCAGGGCUCCUACGAGGUGGUUGUACAGAAGGAAUCAGGUGGAAGGACAGAGCACUCCUUCAUCGUGCAGGAAUUUGUGCUUCCCAAGUUUGAAGUGCAAGUAACAGUGCCAAAGAUAAUCACCAUCUUGGAAGAAGAGGUGAAUGUCUCAGUGUGUGGCCUAUACACAUAUGGGAAGCCUGUCCCAGGACACGCGACUGUGAGCAUAUGCAGAAAAUAUAGCAGCCCUUCUAACUGCUUUGGUGGAGAGUCAGAGGCCGUCUGUGAGAAAUUCAGUCAGCAGCUAAACAGUCAGGGCUGCUUCUCUCAGCAAGUAAAAACCAAGAUCUUCCAGCUGAAGAAAGUAGGAUUUGAAAUGGAACUUGUAGUGGAGGCCAAGAUCCAAGAAGAAGGAACAGGGGUGGAAUUAACCGGAAGCGCAUCCAGUGAAAUAACAUCAACCAUAACCAAAGUCUCAUUUGUGACAGUGGACUCAAACUUUAGACGAGGGAUCCCCUUCUUUGGGCAGGUGCUCCUAGUAGAUGGGAAAGGUGUCCCUAUCCCAAAUGAACUCAUCUCCAUCCAAGCAAAUGAAGCUAACUAUUCCUCCAACAGUACCACCGAUGAGCAUGGCCUGGUGCAGUUCUCUAUCGACACCGCCAAUGUUGUGGACACCACCCUCACCGUCAGGGCCAAACACAAGGAUCAUACUAUCUGUUAUGCCCACCAAUGGGUGUCAGAAGAAAAUGAAGAAGCUCAUCACACUGCUAAUCUCGUCUUCUCCCCAAGCAAGAGUUUUGUCCACCUUGAGCCCCUGCCUCGUGAACUGCCCUGCGGCAAAACUCAGACAGUCCAAGCACAUUAUAUUCUGAACGGACAGGUCCUGCAGGAGCUGAAGGAGCUUGCGUUCUAUUAUCUGAUAAUGGCAAAGGGAGGCAUUGUCCGAACUGGGACUCACGUCCUGCCUGUGGAGCAGGGAGACAUGAGAGGCCACUUUUCCGUGUCAGUCCCUGUGGAGUCAGACAUCGCUCCGGUCGCUCGAUUGCUCAUCUAUGCCAUUCUACCUGAUGGGGAAGUGGUGGGGGAUGCUGCAAAAUACGAGGUUGAAAAUUGUCUGGCCAACAAGGUGGAUUUGAGCUUCCGCCCAACACAAACUCUCCCCGCCUCACAUGCCGACCUGCUAGUCACAGCUUCCCCUCAGUCCCUCUGCGCCCUCCGCGCCGUGGACCAAAGUGUGCUGCUCAUGAAGCCUGAGGCUGAGCUCUCCCGGGCCUCGAUUUAUAACCUGCUACCAGUAAAGGACCUCACUGGUUUCCCUGGGAGUUUAAAUCAACAGGAGGAAGACGUUGGAGACUGUGUCAAUUAUCAUAACGUCUAUAUCAAUGGAAUCCUGUAUUCUCCAGUAUCAAAUACAAAUGAAAAAGAUAUGUAUAGCUUCCUAAAGGAUAUGGGCUUAAAGGUAUUUACCAACUCAAAGAUUCGUAAACCCAAAGUAUGUCCCCAGCCUGUACACUAUAAAGAAGAGGUACAUCAAAGACUAUUAGGUUCUCCAGGCGUAGCUGGAAUGACAAGAGUCCAUGACGUUUUGAAAAUGACACAUGUUUCAGAGCCUCCCGCAGAGACUGUGAGAAAGUACUUCCCUGAGACGUGGAUCUGGGAUUUGGUGGCAGUAAACUCAUUAGGUGUGGCUGAAGUAGGAGUAAGAGUCCCUGACACCAUCACUGAGUGGAAGGCAGGGGCCCUCUGCCUGUCCAGUGACACUGGACUUGGUCUCUCUCUUCCCACCUCUCUCCGAGUCUUCCAGCCCUUCUUUGUGGAGCUCACAAUGCCCUACUCUGUGAUCCGAGGAGAAGCCUUCACACUCAAGGCCACGGUGUUAAACUACCUUCCCAAAUGCAUCCGAGUCAGUGUGAACCUAGAACAGUCUCCUGCAUUUCUAGCUGUCCCAGCAGAGAAGGAACAAGAGUCUCACUGCAUCUGUGGAAAUGGCCGGGAAACUGUGUCCUGGGCAGUAACCCCAAAGUCAUUAGGGAAUGUGAAUUUCACUGUGAGCGCAGAGGCACUGGAGUCGAAAGAGCUGUGUGAGACUGAGGUGCCUGAGGUCCCUGAACAUGGAAAGAAAGACACAAUCAUCAAGCCUCUGUUGGUUGAACCUGAAGGACUAGAGAAGGAAAUAACAUUCAACUCCCUGCUUUGCCCAUCAGAUGCUGAGUUGUCUGAAAAAUUAUCUCUGAAGCUGCCUACAAAUGUUGUAGAAGAAUCUGCCCGAGCCUCCUUCUCAGUUUUGGGAGACAUAUUAGGCUCUGCAAUGCGAGACACACAAAAUCUCCUCAAAAUGCCCUAUGGCUGUGGAGAACAGAAUAUGGUCCUCUUUGCUCCUAACAUCUAUGUUCUGGAAUAUCUAAAUGAAACACAGCAGCUGACUCCAGAGGCCAAGUCCAAGGCCCUUGGCUACCUCAACACUGGUUAUCAGAGACAGCUGAUCUACAAGCACCAUGAUGGCUCCUAUAGCACCUUUGGGGAGCAACGUGGCAGAAGUGAGGGAAAUACCUGGCUCACGGCCUUUGUACUGAAGACUUUUGCAAGGGCUCGAACCUAUAUCUUCAUUGAUGAAACACACAUUAACCAAGCCUUGUUCUGGCUCUCCAACAAGCAGAAGGACAAUGGCUGUUUCAGGAGUUCUGGGUCACUGCUCAACAAUGCCAUCAAGGGUGGAGUAGAAGACGAAGUGACCCUCUCUGCCUAUAUCACCAUUGCCCUUCUGGAGAUUCCUCUCCCCUACAAUCACAACGUUGUCCGCAAUGCCCUUUUCUGCCUGGAGUCUGCCUGGAAGUCAGUGAAGGAAGGAUCCCAUGGCAGCCAUGUCUACACCAAGGCACUGUUGGCCUAUGCUUUUGCCCUGGCAGGUAACCAGGACAAGAAGAGAGACGUACUCGAGUCACUUAAUAAGGAAGCUGUGAAGGAAGAUAAUUCCGUCCACUGGACACGACCUCAGAAACCCAGGGCACCAGUGGAGCCUUUUUACAAACCCCGGGCUCCCUCUGCUGAGGUGGAGAUGACGUCCUACGUGCUCCUCGCUUACCUCACAGCCCAGCCUGCCCCAACCCCAGACGACCUGACUUCUGCAACGAACAUUGUGAAGUGGAUCACAAAGCAACAGAAUUCCCAGGGGGGCUUCUCCUCCACCCAGGACACAGUGGUGGCUCUCCAAGCUUUGUCCAAAUAUGGAGCAGCCACUUUCACCAAGGCUGGAAAGGCUGCACAAGUGACCAUCCAAUCUUCAGAGAAAUUUUCCUCAAAAUUCCAAGUGGACAACAACAACCGCCUAUUACUACAGCAAAUUUCAUUGCCAAAGGUGCCUGGAGAAUACGACGUGACAGUGAGUGGAGGAGGAUGUGUCUACCUCCAGACAUCCUUCAAAUACAAUAUUCUCCCAGAAAAGGAAAAGUUUCCAUUUUCUUUGGAGGUGCAGACUCUGCCCCAAACUUGCAGUGGACCCAAAGCCUACACCAACUUCCAGAUCACACUGAAAGUCAGUUACACUGGGAGCCGUCCUGCCUCCAACAUGGCAAUUGCUGAUGUGAAGAUGGUAUCUGGCUUCAUUCCCCUAAAAUCAACAGUGAAAAUGCUUGAAAGAAUUGACAAUGUGACCCGAACAGAAGUCAGCAACAACCAUGUUUUGAUUUACCUGGAUCAGGUGACAGAUAAGACACUGAGCUUGUCGUUCACAGUUGUGCAAGACAUCCCAGUAAGAGAUCUGAAACCAGCCAUAGUGAAAAUCUACGAUUACUAUGAGACAGAUGAGUUUGCAAUUGCUGAGUACAAUGCUCCUUGCAGUAAAGAUGGUGGAAAUGCUUGAAGACCAUGUCAAUGAAAACCGCUUUGCUGGAGUCCCUGUUCCACAGAUUCAGGUCUCUGUGGAAGAAAAGAGUUUUUGUAUCUCUGAAGACUUGAUGAAUAAAUC
Diceros bicornis minor is the source of this 4540-nucleotide messenger RNA. It is a transcript of the gene A2M, whose product is annotated as alpha-2-macroglobulin. The record is from RefSeq and is a predicted model, not a curated record. Gene Ontology annotation, cellular component: extracellular region. Gene Ontology annotation, molecular function: endopeptidase inhibitor activity. The transcript is spliced from 37 exons. Bases 2 to 4435 code for a protein of 1477 amino acids. Lineage: Eukaryota; Metazoa; Chordata; Mammalia; Perissodactyla; Rhinocerotidae.